AUGCCAAUCAUAAACGGUCAAAAGAUGGCCUGUGAGGAAGGUUCUCCCGCCGGGACCCCGACGUCACCAACACGUCCCUCAUAUCGCGUCUCUAAGGCAAGCUCCAGCACCAAAGUCAGCAGGAAACAGUCGUUUGAUCUGGCGAAUCUUGAACGGAUGGACCCAAACUCCAUCAAUUUGAUGGCGCCCUCGACGAAUGGUAACGGUGUUCCUAGUGGCAUUUCUGCCCCUGAUUCAGCGAUCCCGGUUUCUCAGUCCGAACUCCCUGGACUCAACCAAGGAAUGGGACUGGUAUCAGCCAGUUCUGGCAACAUAUACUCGCAUCCUUCGACUGCUGCUUAUGGGCCAUCAGUGUCGUAUGGCAUGGGGUUCCAUUACUCGCAGACAAAUCCUCUUCAACACAACAUCACUCAAGAUGGAGGGUUCAUCACCAGUGUCAAUGGCGGGUUCGACCCAGCAAUGUCCCAUCCUCACCCCCCAUCACAGUUUGUGAACGGAAAUCAUACGCCGUCUGGUCUCGAUGGACAAACACACCCACCUGUGGUCAACCAUUCGUUGCCCAAGGUCCAGUCUGGUUCCACCACUCCUGCUCCCGGCGGCUGUUGCGGGGUUUUUACAUAUCCGAGCGACUAUGGCUCAUGGCAGCAUCCUCUUGACCCGUUUUCAUGGCAGCAGAUUGUGGCACAGACCGCAAAUAGCAUGCCAUCACAACCACUGAGCAGCUCCAUUCCUCAGCCUCAGCAAGAAUCUCAUGUCACAACUUCGAAUUCUUUUCAGACAACAACUGGAACAACCGUCCAGGUGGACGGCAUGAUGCAUCAGUGCAGCUGCGGAGACGGCUGCCAAUGUGUGGGGUGUCUGGCACACCCAUUCAACUCGCAGAUGUACCAAUACGUUAAUAACGCAUAUGCUGGUAGCAACGGCAGCAGUCCGAGGACGGGAGGGCCAGAUUAUCCGACCACUACAUCGGCAUCGCAGAGCCAAAUCGCUGUCACAACAACUGGACAGGACUAUCAGCAGCCACAGCAACCACCACAACACCAGCAGCAACAUUCACCGCUGCUUCCCGAGGCAGCGCUUACGCCUGCCUCAUCAGAGGGAGCGGGUGCUUCGCCGCGCGAGGAGCAGUCCCUGUCGACGAUGGACUACUUCUUUGUCAAUAUUCCCAUCUCUGGCCUGAUGUGCGGUGGCAGCGUCGAGUCGUGUCCGUGCGGGGAUAGCUGUGAAUGUGCAGGAUGCUUGGUGCACGGUAAUGUCAACACCGGGCUACGCUGA
Messenger RNA from Thermochaetoides thermophila DSM 1495, 1275 nucleotides. Its product is annotated as putative copper-activated transcription factor. The coding region runs from base 1 to 1275 and encodes 424 amino acids. NCBI's taxonomy places the organism in Eukaryota, Fungi, Ascomycota, Sordariomycetes, Sordariales, Chaetomiaceae. The record is from RefSeq and is a predicted model, not a curated record. The transcript has 3 exons.